UCAUAUCGCUCGAAUUGUGAUGAUUAUGAUGUGAAGAUGAUUGUUUCGAUGGUAUAGCAAUUUAAAGUGUUGUCUUUAUAUUGAUCAAGCAAGCGAUUUUGCUAUAAAAAGCCUCACCAUUAAACAAUAAUCAUUGAUUAUCGCUUUCGUUCUUGCAAUGAUACAGAAUAAUGUCUCAUUGUAAUGGAAAUUCCAAUAGCCGAAUCACCCUGAAUGAUCGACGACGACGGCAAAAAGGUGAAGAAGAAGCUGAUAAUAAAGAAUGGUUCAACGAAAUCGCUACUCUACAUCACGAUGAUCUUAUCAUAUCGACUCGAAUUAACCAGUUGAUUCAUCGACAACGUUCUGAUUAUCAGAACAUUCUUAUUUUCCAGAAUCAGAUAUUUGGACGAUGUUUAGCAUUGGAUGAUGCUAUACAAUGUACCGAACUUGAUGAAUGUGCUUAUCAGGAAAUGAUUGCAUUUCUACCGAUGAACAUUCAUAGACAUCCUAAACGUGUGCUGAUUAUCGGAGGUGGUGAUGGUGGUGUAGCAAGAGAAUGUUGUAAACAUCCAUUAGUUGAACAGGUGGUACAAUGUGAAAUUGAUAAACGAGUAGUUGAAGCUUCUAAACGUUAUCUACCAUUCAUGAGUAAAAGCUUUUCAAAUGAGAAUAAAUUGAUAAUGAAUUUUCAGGAUGGUUAUGAAUAUGUUCAACAACAUCCAUUGGAAUUCGAUGUCAUCAUAACGGAUUCAUGUGAUCCAAAAGGACCAGCACAAUUAUUGUUCGAUGCCAAAUAUUAUCAACAAUUGUUUCAAUGUCUUCGACCAGGCGGUGUGAUUUGUUCACAAGCUGAAUCGUAUUGGUUCGAAUUAAAGUUUAUUCAAUCAUUAUUCGAUAAAGUGGAUAAAAUAUUUCCAUCCAUUUCCUAUGCUACCACUUCGGUCCCGUCAUAUCCAUCCGGUCAGAUUGGAUUUUUACUUGCAUCAAAUGAAGCCAACUUUAAUUUUGUUGAACCGAAACAUCGAUUCAAUGAACAAGAUUGUGAACGAUUUGGGCUAAAAUAUUAUUCUGAAUCAAUGCAUAAAGCUAGUUUUGUAUUGCCUAGAUUCGUACGAAAAGCAUUGAAUCUGUGAAAGAAAAUCGUAAUCUACGUAAAUAAAAAAUUUUAUUAAUCCAAUGAAAAUAAAGAUCAAAAUUUUUUCGA
Messenger RNA from Dermatophagoides farinae (American house dust mite), 1186 nucleotides. Its product is annotated as spermidine synthase-like. The record is from RefSeq and is a predicted model, not a curated record. Gene Ontology annotation, molecular function: spermidine synthase activity. Gene Ontology annotation, cellular component: cytosol. Lineage: Eukaryota; Metazoa; Arthropoda; Arachnida; Sarcoptiformes; Pyroglyphidae. Gene Ontology annotation, biological process: spermidine biosynthetic process.